GAUUGCAACACUGAGUGAACGAGAGAGCGAUAGGAGUGAGUGAGAGGGAAGGAAAAAAGCACAUGGCGGCACGACGGUUACGGACAAAGUUGUAGCUCUGUAUUAAAUUGAAGAAAAAUAAACGUAUCAUUGAAGAAAGUGCAUUUCCUUGCGAAGCCCCGUCCCUACAAAUUUUGGGGGCUCGUCCGGGAUAGUUAUCUUCGCGGUGGACGGUGUACUUCGCGGGAAAAUUCCAUCUCAAAAGUACGAGCACGCGUGUUCAACGACUACGCCAUUACGACGCCAUUGUACCGGUGUGUGAUUCAGACGGAAUCAACGACGAAAACAUGCCGAACUACGGUAAAGAGCGACGCAAAAGCCGGCAAGACGAUUACGAAGACUGUGCUGAAGACAGCAUCCCACAUAACCCGACCCAUAUGUUGCAAAUGACGGCGGAGUUGGUACCUAGAUAUAGCGGGAGGGAUAGCACCUAUCCCGUGACGCGUUGGGUCGAAGACGUCGAGAGCAACGCCGAAAUAUUUGGUUGGUCCCCGUUGCAGCAGCUACUGGUGGCGCGACGGUCGCUUACGGGCACUGCGCAACUAUGGCUCCGAGCUGAACGUCCAUUCAAGAGCUGGGACGAUUUGAAGGCCGCAAUAACUAAAGAAUUCCCAGAUACGGUCGAUGUAAAGGCCAUCCACGAGCUCAUGAGCGCUAGAAAGAGGCGAGUGGAUGAAACAUGCCUCGACUACAUGUUGAUUAUGAAAGAGCUGGGCAAACGUGGCAAGAUGCCGGAUUACGUUGCCAUCAAAUAUAUAGUGGACGGAAUUGUUGACAUCGAGACAAACAAGAUGAUGCUGUACGGCGUAACCACUUACUCCGAUCUGAAAGAAAAGCUGAAGAUCUACGAAACCAUCGUGAGUAAGAUGCAAAAAUCGUCAGUGCCAAGAAAUGAAGCGGAGUCAUCCAAGCAGCAGCAAGGGCGGCAAGGUCACCGGCGCAUCAGGUGUUACGGCUGUGGCGACGUGGGUCAUGCAUCUGCCAACUGCCCACACAAGAAUAAAGGUCUAAAAUGCUUCAAGUGCAAUGAAUUCGGCCAUGUUGGUUCGACAUGUACCCAAGUCACGAAGAAUCCAGCUGUCGUGAAAUAUCGUGAGUCGUCGGGCAACUUCGGAAAGGCAAGGCAAGGCUACCAACAGCAAAACGCAAUUUCGGCGAAGAGAGCGAUGUUCGGAACGGUGAGCAGUGACGCGGCUAACUUCACUCCAGCGGACGACGGUGGCGCUCCGGGCGGGCGAACGGUGAACGACGAAUCCAAGAUGGCCUCGGUUGUCUAUGGCAGUCAUAAUGACAGUGACAGCGACGAUCUGUCAGUGAGUGAAGUUAUGCAAGUGGUAAACAAACACUGUAAAUCAUUGAAGUGAAGAAACCGAUAUUGACGGCUAAAAUAGGUGGACACAGCGUAAAAACGUUAAUAGAUUCGGGAAGUGAUGUGAACAUCCUAGCCUCGGACGUUUACGACGCGAUUGGUAGUCCGGAAUGUGAACAAGAUGACAUCACACUUUCAGGAAUCGGACUAACAACCGUCCGAUCGUCUGGGAAAUGCCAGCUGCGUUUGUGUAUCGAUGGACAAUACUACGAUAAUGUCCCAUGGCAGAUCAUAACUUAAGACAAGAGGUGAUCCAAUGUGUGGAAAACUACAAGCCUCAACAAGUCAAGGAGGUGCCACUACAACUGAAGAUCGUACUGAAGGACGACGUUCCUGUGGUCCAACGACCUCGCAGAUUAUCACUUAUAGAGCAAGACAUAGUGGAGCAACAGGUGUCUGAGUGGUUAGACAAUGGAAUCAUUAGGCUAAAGAUGAGGCCCAGGCUGUCCAACGACUUAAAAGCGUGCUUUUAAUCGCAGAGGAAUAUGGACUAGAAAUCAACUGGAAGAAAGCAAAUU
Molecule: messenger RNA, 1926 nt
Organism: Ostrinia furnacalis (Asian corn borer)
Lineage: Eukaryota; Metazoa; Arthropoda; Insecta; Lepidoptera; Crambidae
Exons: 3
Coding region: 327-1403 (358 amino acids)
Molecular function (GO): zinc ion binding; nucleic acid binding
Source: RefSeq, a predicted model, not a curated record